Molecule: messenger RNA, 1932 nt
Organism: Hydra vulgaris (swiftwater hydra)
Lineage: Eukaryota; Metazoa; Cnidaria; Hydrozoa; Anthoathecata; Hydridae
Product: TNF receptor-associated factor 5
Biological process (GO): protein K63-linked ubiquitination; regulation of apoptotic process; innate immune response
Molecular function (GO): zinc ion binding; tumor necrosis factor receptor superfamily binding; ubiquitin protein ligase activity
Source: RefSeq, a predicted model, not a curated record
UGACGUUUAUAAAAAACACAAAAAGUGACAAACACAAAAGUAAAAAACACAUUAAAAAAAAAAUACAGUUUAAUAUUAUUUCAUUAUUACAACAUUGCAGAGAACACUAUUAAAUCAGUAACUUGAUUUCAAUUAAGAAAAAAAAGCAAAAGAAAAAAAAAAUGGAAAACUUAGAUGAGGAGAAUUUCGGUGGGUAUGAUGCGUAUUUUAUAAAUGAACUUUUAGACGAUCAUGAAUGUCCUGUGUGUCAAAUGGCUCUUCGUGAACCAAUUCAAACACAAUGUGGUCACCGACUUUGCUUGUCAUGCGCAGAAGAAAUGAGAAAAAGAAAUAAGGGAGUCUUAAUUUGUCCAUUAGACAAUAGUGUUUUAAAUCCUAGCAAAAUUUUUCCGGAUAAAGCUAUUGAAAGAGCUGUUAUGCAAUUAAAGGUUAAAUGUAGUAAUGUUAUUAAUGGUUGUGAAUGGACCGGAGAACUAAAAAUACUGAAUAAACAUUUGGGAUCUUGUGAAUAUCAAACACUAAAAUGUCUUAAUAAACCGUGUUCUUCCUCACUUUUGCGUAAGAAACUAAACGAACACAUGGAAAAACAUUGCAUUUAUCGUUUGGUUACCUGUCAUCAUUGCAAACAGAAGAUUAUUUUUAGUGAGAUGCAAAUUCAUGAAGAAAAUUGCGAAUGUUUACCUCUUUGUUGCGUAAAUCAAUGUGGCAUGAAAAUUAUGCGUAAUGAGAUGUCUUCUCAUAUUACUAAUAUUUGCGCUAAUGAAAUUCUACCAUGUCAAUAUUUGAACAUUGGAUGCAAAUUUAAGGGAAUGAGAAAAGAACAUGCAACGCACGCCAGUUCUUCAAUGCAAAACCAUCUUUCAAUGGCAAUAUCAAAAUUGGAGGCACUUGAAAACAAAAUGACGUUAACAGUGGAUACGCUUGAAAAUAAAAUUGCGUCAAAAUUGAAUGCACUUGAAAAUAAAAUUACGUCAAAAAUGGAGUCACUUGAAACCAAAAUUGCGUCGGAAUCAACUGCACUUGAAAAUAAGAUUACCUCAAAAAUGAAAUCAUAUGAAAACAAAAAUGCGUCAGAAGCGGUUGCACUUGAAAAUAAAAUUACUUCAACAGUGGAUGCACUUAAAAAUGAACUUAUUUCAAAAGUGGAUGAACAAAAAGAUAAAAUAAUGUUACAUGAGAAAAAUUUGGAAAUAAUAAAGGCUGUUCUUGCAGUUGAAAUGAUUGUUGUUUGCUACUCCAUAUAUCUCUAGUUUGUGGAGGAGGAUCUCGUGAUCAACUGUAUUAAAUGCUUAGGUUAAAUCGAUAAACAAGGCGAGAAGGUUUUCAUUAUUUUCGAAAUUUUAUUGACUAAUUCAAUUAUUGCAUGAUAUUUUGAAUGACUCUUGCGGAAACAAAUUGUUUGUUAUACAGAAUAUUAUUUGUUUCAAGAUAUUUGUAUAAUCUAUUGUAAAUAACACGUUCGAGAAGCUUUGAAAAGCAAAAAAGUAUUGAUAUAGGCCUAUAGUUGGUUGCUAAAGAGUCGUCGUCAUUUUUAUAAAUAGUCAUUAUUCUUGCUAUUUUUGAUUUAUCAAGAAAAACACCAGUUUUUAAAGAUUAAUUGAAUAUUGUUUAAAGAGGCGACUCAAUAAUAUCAAUUACUGAUUUCAAAGCAGUUGCAUUGAUUUCGUCAAUUCCUGGACUCUAGUUGGUUUUUAGUAAUAGCUGUUCGAAGUUCAUCCGAGGAUCUUUCAAACUCAUUCAUAAUUGAGUGUGUUUUUUUUUUUAAAAGCCUUAAACGUUUUGUUUCCCGGAAUUAUUUUUUCGGAUAAAUUUUUAGCAAAGUUUAUAAUAAAAUAAUUAAACAUAUCAGCAAUUUUGUCUCUGUCAAAAACAUCUGUGUUCAUUUUUGUUUGUAAACACUUUGGAAAAACAGUGUUUAUGUUUUUUUUCUUU